ACCACUCUGGCUCUUGUUUUUUAUGCAGGAUUUUUGACUUGACCCCUUUGACUGUGCAGUGAUUUCCAGAAUGUACGGUGGUGCUGGUGGUCGUUGAUGGUGGUGCGUGAACAGCUGCAGGAAGGGCUUUGUCAGAUAAGGACGGCAUUAGGUAAGGCCAUUAGUGUCCUGUGGAUUAUUGUAAUCCAGCCUCUCUAUCACUGCUGCCUUGGUUGCUCAGUCUACAGUCGGUGGGUUGGAAGAUGGCUCUCAACAUGCAGCGUUUCCUGCUGGCCCUGCUUCUUCUGGGAGCUAACGUGUUCAUCAGCAUUCAUGCUCAAGAGAUUGGAGUGUCUGAGGCGUGGACCAGCAGGUCUUGCAAAUGUGAUUGUGAAGGAGGAGAAUCCCCGACUGAGUUUUCAUCCAUUGGGACUGGCUCUUCCAUGGUGCGAGGAGUGGACUGCAUGCCAGAGUGUCCGUACCACAAGCCUCUGGGCUUUGAGGCCGGAUCAGUGAAUCCAGACCAGAUCACCUGCUCCAACCAGGACCAGUACACCGGCUGGUUCUCAUCAUGGCUCCCAAGCAAGGCCCGGCUUAAUGGUCAGGGCUUUGGGUGUGCCUGGCUGUCUAAGUUCCAGGACAGCAGUCAGUGGCUGCAGAUUGACCUGAGGGAGGUGAUGGUGGUGUCAGGGAUCCUCACUCAGGGUCGCUGUGACGCUGAUGAGUGGAUCACCAAGUACAGUGUUCAGUACCGUACAGAUGAAAACCUCAACUGGAUUUACUACAAAGACCAGACUGGAAACAACAGGGUGUUUUAUGGAAACUCUGACCGCUCCUCGUCUGUGCAGAACCUCCUGCGGCCACCCAUCGUGGCACGUUACAUCCGCAUCCUCCCCCUCGGAUGGCACACACGCAUUGCUCUGCGCCUGGAGCUGCUGCUCUGCAUGAACAAAUGCAUCUGAACCUUUCCUCCUGCCAUCCCAGAGGCCUUGUCCAAAACAUCCAUCCAUACCUGUGUGGUCGGUUAUUAUAUCCACAGAUUUAGCCCCCUCCAGCUACAUGUAUAAAACCACAAAUUGAGACAAUAAUAUUCUGUUUAAAAUCUUUUUAAAUACACACUACAGUUUGACUUACGUGAUUUCAUUAAAACAUUUGUUUGAUAUGCUCAAUGAGCUUUCA
Micropterus salmoides (largemouth bass) is the source of this 1158-nucleotide messenger RNA. It is a transcript of the gene rs1a, whose product is annotated as retinoschisin 1a. The coding region runs from base 243 to 941 and encodes 232 amino acids. The record is from RefSeq and is a predicted model, not a curated record. Lineage: Eukaryota; Metazoa; Chordata; Actinopteri; Centrarchiformes; Centrarchidae. The transcript has 6 exons.